CAAAACAAACACUUCCUCAAAAUGAUGAUGAACGCUUUCAUUGACCCAACGACCACCAGUCAACAUCAUUUGGCCACCUACGGCAUUCGCAUGUCACCCACAAAUACUGCCCAACAGCAGACAGAUUUAGCUGGCCACCAGCAGUUGCAACAGCAGCAACAACAACAGUCGCCCCAAGAAGAUCCCCAACAACAAUUGGAUACCAGUGGCCUAAUGUCAUCAGCCAUGUCUUCGGGCAUUUCCAGUGAUAUGUCAUCACCCUCAUCGGCCUAUCAAAACAGUGGCUAUGGACCCUUCAAUACCCAAUUGGGUUCCUAUUCUUCACGUGACUUUUUGUUGGGCCGCCGCAGCGAACAGGAUUACAUGUCUGGGUCGGCCACAGCUCAAGCUGUGGGCCAAGGUGCCAGUGCCACCGAUUCUAUGUUGUUCCCCACCUUUCCUGCCUCACAUGCCAAUCAUCCGGAUUUAACCGGUUCCUUUGGCCAGCAUCCCUUCCACUCACAUCACCACGCUGCGGCCCAUCACCACCAUUCGCAUCAAAUGCGCAUGGGUAUGGCCGAUUAUGCCACCCAUCCCUACGCCCAUGCGCAACAUCAUGCCAAUUUUCCGUCGGUACAUGCUGCACAUCAUGCCCAACACAUGGGUAUGCAUCCCGCCGGUGCUGGGGCAUUUUUGCGCUACAUGCGUCACCAGCCACCCACCUCAGCCUCGGCCAUUAAACAGGAAAUGCAAUGUCUGUGGAUAGAUCCCGAUCAGCCCGGCCAACCCAACAAUCGCAAAACAUGUAACAAAAUCUUCCAUUCGAUGCAUGAGAUUGUGACCCAUUUGACUGUCGAACAUGUUGGAGGACCCGAAUGCACCACCCACAUUUGUUACUGGAUUGGUUGUUCGCGCAACGGUCGCCCCUUCAAGGCCAAAUACAAAUUGGUCAAUCACAUUCGUGUCCAUACCGGUGAAAAGCCAUUUGCCUGCCCACAUCCCGGAUGCGGAAAAGUCUUUGCACGCAGUGAAAAUCUCAAGAUCCACAAGAGAACGCAUACAGGUGAAAAACCUUUCAAAUGUGAACAUGAGGGCUGUGAUCGCCGUUUUGCCAAUUCAUCGGAUCGUAAGAAGCACUCACAUGUCCACACAUCGGAUAAACCCUACAAUUGCCGCAUUAAUGGCUGUGAUAAAUCCUAUACGCAUCCAUCAUCACUGCGCAAGCACAUGAAGGUUCAUGGUAACAUUGAUGAAAAAUCACCAUCUCAUGACUAUGACAGUGAAGGCGAGGAAUCAUCCUCUUCAAGUAUGGUAACCGGUGGCGCCCAAACCCCACCCUCAGCCCGUCUAACCAGCGAUAAUUCAUCCGGAAAUGGCAGCCUAAAUAAAUCCUCACCGCAUUCCAUUAAAUCUGAACCAGGCCAGCCCACAACAACAAUGCAUAAUGUCCAUCUGGGAGCCUCGUCGAGUGGCAGCAGUAGCACAAACAGCAGUUCACAUCAUAAUCAGCAACAUCAUCAACAAUCCUUGGCCAGCCAACAACAACAACAGCAGCAACAACAACAACAAUCACACCAUCAUCAUCACCAUUUGAAUCAUCACGAGAGUGCAUCCAGUAAGUCGUCUGCUUUGCAAUUGAUGGCUGCUUCAUCAGCGUAUCUACCACCACCAUUGGGUCCACCACCAUCUCUGACGGCCGCUGGAAGUUCUCAUCAUCAUGGUCAUCAUCAUCACCAUCAGGGUAUGGCCGGUUCACCCACCUCAUCGGCCAGUGGUAAUGCUGCCGCCGCCUCAAUGUUGGCCGUUGGUGGUCAUCAUCCCAAUCACCAUUUGUUGUAUCAUCCGGCGGCCCAACAUCACGCAGCCACCGAUUGGUAUCAUGCUGCUGCUCCAACAGCCGGUGCCGAUGCCAUGAACCCCUUGAAUCAUUUUGGCCAUCAUCAUCACCACCAUCAUCUGAUGCAUCCUGGAGCCGCUACAGCCUAUUGAACGUAAAUGAAAGAGAUUCUUAGGACAUUGUAGGUCUUUGUGUUUUAGGAAAUUUUUUUCAUUAGCCAC
Messenger RNA from Musca vetustissima, 2037 nucleotides. It is a transcript of the gene opa, whose product is annotated as pair-rule protein odd-paired. Bases 22 to 1968 code for a protein of 648 amino acids. Gene Ontology annotation, molecular function: RNA polymerase II cis-regulatory region sequence-specific DNA binding; DNA-binding transcription factor activity, RNA polymerase II-specific. The record is from RefSeq and is a predicted model, not a curated record. Gene Ontology annotation, cellular component: nucleus. Gene Ontology annotation, biological process: central nervous system development; regulation of transcription by RNA polymerase II. The transcript is spliced from 3 exons. NCBI's taxonomy places the organism in Eukaryota, Metazoa, Arthropoda, Insecta, Diptera, Muscidae.